GCCAUGGGGAGCCGCUUCUCCAGCAUCCCCGCGCUGCCCCGCGGCGGCCAGAGCCGCCUGCACCGCGCCCGCCACCACCGCCUCAAAGCAAUCUCUUGGUUGAGGCAGUGAACCAAGAAGUCAAUUAUUCACAGAGCUGUAGCAAGAUUAAGAAGUGCUGAGACCUCAGCGCACAGACAUCCUAAGCAAAUAAUCCUUACAACACAGGCAAGAGAAAAUCUUAUUUCCCUUUUUUUCCGGUGGCAGAAUCGAGGCAGUGGGAUGGCAGGAUUUGCCCAACACCAUGAUUCCAUUGGUGGGUCGUUUUCAACUUCCUCCCACCGCUGCCACCACAAGCAGAAGCACUGUCUCCCCAUCCCACAAUGUGGAACUCUGUCCAUCAGCCCUCUGCUUUUCCAUCCUCACACCAAGGGAUCCCAGAUCAUCAUGGACACAACACAGAAGGCGGUGAAGCGCCAGGCUAGCUUCUGCAAUGCCAUUACCUUCAGCAACAGGCCCAUUGUUAUUUAUGAACAAGUCAGGCUUAAGAUCACUAAAAAGCAGUGUUGCUGGAGUGGGGCUCUUCGACUCGGCUUUACUUCCAAGGAUCCGUCGAGGAUUAACCCUGACACUCUGCCAAAGUAUGCGUGCCCUGACUUGGUUUCCCAAAGCGGGUUUUGGGCCAAGGCUCUGCCGGAAGAGUUUGCAAACGAGGGGAACAUCAUAGCCUUCUGGGUGGACAAGAAGGGACGGGUUUUCUACCGGGUGAAUGACUCCGCUGCGAUGCUCUUCUUCAGCGGCGUGAGGACGGCAGAGCCCCUCUGGGCCUUGAUCGACGUCUAUGGGCUCACCCGUGGAGUGCAGCUCUUAGACAGUGAAAUCAUCCCCCCCGACUGCCUGCGGCCCCGCUCCUUCACGGCCAUCCGCCGGCCCUCGCUGCGGCGGGACACGGAGGACACGCGCCUCUCGGUCAGCCUGUGUGACCUCAACCUGCAGGAGGACACCUUCCACGUGACGGCCACCACCUGCCCCAUCCCGCAGAACUCCCUCAACUCCCAGCACUCCCACCUCCUCCCGUCCCAGCUGGAGAGCGACCUCCGCUUCCACCACCUCCGGGGACCCCACGUCAAAAUCCUCGAUGACCAGACCGUGGCCCGCCUGGAGCACGCCCGGGAGGAGAGGACUUUGGUGUUCACCAGCAGACCCCUUCGGAUCAAUGAAACCAUUUUCGUCAAAAUCAACAAGUCCAACGCUGUGCGCACAGGGACGCUCUCCUACGGGGUGACGUCCUGCGACCCCAGCACCCUGCGCCCCAGUGACCUCCCCUAUAACCCCGAAUCCCUGGUCGACCGAAAGGAGUUCUGGGCCAUCUGCCGAGUGGUGGUGGCCCUCCAGAGCGGAGACAUCCUGGGAUUUAUGGUGAAUUCUGAUGGUGAGCUGCACUUGAGCCACAACGGGGCCGGCGUUGGCAUGCAGGUCUGCGCGGACUGUUCCCAGCCCCUCUGGAUGUUCUUCGUUUUACAUGGCGCCAUCAUGCAAAUUCGAUUGCUGGGUUCCACCGUAUUAGCAGAGCGGCUGGGAUUAUCGACACCGAGCUCGCCCACAUCGACACCCAAUUCCCCCACCGUCCUCUGCAGUGGUGUCUCUGGCCCCUUACUGUCUACGUGUGGCUCUGGCCCCCUCUGCAGCUCUAUCAGUGGCACAGCUCCCAACUCUCCAGGCAGCUUGCCUGAGUCACCCAUCUCCCCGUCCGUCUCAGGGCCCUGGGGAGAUGAAUGCACCAUCUGCUAUGAGAAUAUGGUAGACACAGUCAUUUACUCAUGUGGACACAUGUGUCUCUGCUAUUCUUGUGGGCUGAAGCUCAAGAAGAUGGCCAAUGCCUGCUGCCCCAUUUGCAGACGGGCCAUCAAAGAUAUCAUCAAAACAUACCGCAGCACUUAGAGCAGCAGCAGAUGCCGUGGUGGGGACUGGCACGUGGGGAGGAGGCUGUGAAACAACACAGGCCUUGGUCUUUAUUCAUCACCCAGGAGAUUCAAAACCCAUCACCCAGCACCACCCUCACCUCCUCUUCCAUGGACAACAGAUGACACAAGCUUAGAUGCUGCUCUUCUACCCCCCAAGCAAGCCCUGGGGCUGAACUCCAGUGUCAGGGAAUUUGCGAUGGACUACUGUCCCUUGUGGAUUUUAAACUUUAUCUCAAAAAAUGCCAGCUGGUGCAAUCAUCCCUUUCUACACCAUGCACAGCAGAGGGGAGUCUCCACUCUUUAGCAUAGACAGCAGGUGGUAAAAGGUUCAGUGCUACACAUCUCCUUCCAGAGGCACCCCACAUGCAGAGACAGCUUAGCAGAAGAGAAGAAAUGAGCAACGUGUUUCUGUGUACAACCAGCCUGACCAGAGGAGGCUCCUUAGAAAGGAUAGAGCAAGGCAAGCAUUGACCCAGCAAGGGAGGAGCAGUGAGCACACUCACAGCAGAGAGGCUGGAGCCAGUGCAGAAAAGAACCCAAGAUUUGUGAAGCAACACCCACCCUAUAUCUGCAGACAGAAGAGCAGACCCAUGGCAGCCCCUUGAGGGCUGUCCCCAACUCCUCCAUUGCCAUUCUCUGACAGAGGUUUUCAUGGUGGUUUUGGCAACAAACACCGGCGACAGCUCUGCUCCCUCCCAGCAGCAUCAGCCACCUCCUGUCACCACCCCGUCGCAUGAGGAGCGGCUCCCGAACCCCACCACCACCAACCUGUGUGUGGGCUCCACGCAGCACAAGGGAUUCAGCAGCAUCUCUGCUCCUGUGGGCCUGUGGGAGAGGGAGAUACAGCUCCCUCACCUUUCUCCCCCUGCCAUCCAACAGCACUUGUGAGGAAAAUCCCCAGCCUCACCGGGGAAGAAUGUAUAAACCCACACAUCUGUGGGUUACCUUUACUGGUAACUUUAUCACUGUGCUUUAAGACGAAACCAGCCAGGUGGUACUCAGCUCUUCACAGCCACACCGGCAGGACAUGGCUGUCCUUAUGUGCUAGGAAGUAAGGAAUGAGAGAAAAAUAACUUGAGUAGUUUGGUUUGCUUUGGUUUAUUAAACAAAUCUCCUCCUCUCCUGCCUGAGUCAGGAACCCAGCUGAGCCCAGCAGGGACAAUGGUGGCCCCCAUGGUUCCCAUGCAAACAACUGCUGCUCUGCCAUGGCCACAGGUGUGACCCAGGACUGCUGGCCCUUGGGCCUGGGCUGUGUGGCUUGGCAGCAGCAGGAGCUGUCUGCCUCCCCAACCCAUCCUGCUGCCUUCCCAGGCUGCAGGGGAGGGAAGGACUGUGUCUGGGUCCUGAGUGGGGGUCAGGGCUAGGGUGCCAUGGCAGUGGAGUUUGCCCCCACCACAUGACCCAUCUGACCAGACCAGGGAAGGCCACUGAGUCACACCCUUCCUGCUGAGCUUUUCCUUGCACCCAAGCAUUUGGCCAUUGAUGGGAUAGGGGGGAACGGUGUAGGGAUAACACUAUUUAUGCACUUGCUGCAGGGAACAUCAUGUCCUCCCCCACCCCCCAGCAGCAGGUGGGUUUUCACCACCCACACUGGCAGAGGCUGAUCCUAAAAACACCUGGAAAACACAUCCUUGCUCUGUCUCUCAAGGAGAUGCAAAAAGAGACUACUCGCAGGGGAGCACAUUGUAGAGCCUUUCUCUGAAGGUGCCACCAUCACUGCAGCCUACCCAGGGGCCUGCAGCUCCCCCCAGCCUGCCCUGCAGGCAGCACUAACUUGAAUGCUGAUACUCUGGGUGACAGGGAUUUGUGUUAUUACCUGGCAUUACCUCUGAUGUACAACCCAAGCCCAGCCCUGUCCCCCGGGCCAGCUGUCAAAAGCUCCAGGGCUCAUGGCUCCCAUUCCCAGAUGCCCUCACUGAAGGGCAGGAGGAGGCCGGAUGGCACAACCUGGGGGAAGUCAGAGUGGCCCUGCAAGGAGCAUGGCUGGUCCUCAGGCGCACAGCCAGCUCCAACUGUGACCAGCACACACAGGGAGCCUUUUUCAGUAGUUACACAAACUCCAGUGCAAAGAUUUCAAAAAGGAGGAACCCAAGGGGUAAGAAGGUGUUGAUGAAAUAGUGGAUGUGGGGAAACGUGCAAUAAGCAGCCUCCCGAGCCUUCACCACACUAGUGGGACCCACUCCAUGCAGGGAAAGCCAAGGGGUAAAUUUUAUUUUUCACGAAAUUCCAUCCAUGGGUACCAGUGCAGUGGUGUAAAUUCCCUUUUCACCUUUUGAAUUGAGAGUGUUUUAAUAUAUUAACUGUGUUUGUUUUACUGUGGACCAAACUCUAGGAGUUAGGAGAAGCUGAAAGCUCCCCCAGCAUCUGAGUUCAAAAACUGGGGUUCAGUCCUACCCCUGCAUAGGCUGGCCUCCAGCUGUAAGCAGGGAAGAGAAAAAGGCUCUGUCCAGGGAGGAAAAAAAAAAAAAACCAGCAAAACCAGUAAAAAUAACAAAAAUCCUAAUAUUUUGUUUUGUUUGACUGGUGUAGGUUCCCAUGUACCUCUGUGUUGUGUCAUCUGCAUUUCAUUGCUUUACUUUAAGAUGUUUUGUGUUCUGUUUAAAGACAAGAAAAACUCAUUGUGAAUAAUUGGAUAACUGUGAUCGUGAAUAAAGUUGAUUUAGAUAUCCUGCAGCA
Molecule: messenger RNA, 4619 nt
Organism: Vidua chalybeata
Lineage: Eukaryota; Metazoa; Chordata; Aves; Passeriformes; Viduidae
Gene: NEURL1
Product: neuralized E3 ubiquitin protein ligase 1
Exons: 8
Coding region: 262-1920 (552 amino acids)
Biological process (GO): nervous system development; negative regulation of Notch signaling pathway
Cellular component (GO): postsynaptic density; plasma membrane
Molecular function (GO): ubiquitin protein ligase activity
Source: RefSeq, a predicted model, not a curated record